Molecule: messenger RNA, 1335 nt
Organism: Trichoderma aggressivum f. europaeum
Lineage: Eukaryota; Fungi; Ascomycota; Sordariomycetes; Hypocreales; Hypocreaceae
Exons: 2
Coding region: 1-1335 (444 amino acids)
Source: RefSeq, a predicted model, not a curated record
AUGGCUGAGACUUCUAAAGGGAAUCAAAGCUCCGGCCAGGCACAGUGGAUUCGGCAGGACGAGAAACGAGACGUUUCAAUUGAACAAUCGUUGUGCAAUAGCAUUGCUGCUUUCGCCGCAAGAUGGCUACCAAUCACCCCUUCAGAUGAUUUAGUCGGCAUCGAUAACCUGCACCAAAUACAGACCAUGUGGCGACAGGCUCGAAGGGACAUGCUGAGAAUUAUCAAUCGCCCCUCGUAUCGAUCGAUGCUGUCCCUUUUUCUCUUUGCUUUGACUCCCAUCCCGAUGGGUAUUUCGGAAGACGAGGAGAUGGAUGGUGUCUCUGGACAAGUUUGCAUCCACGCGGCUUUGCAACAAGUCCAGUCUCUUCGGGCCCGGCAAAGAAACCUACAGUUCAGUGGCUCAAAAGUGUUUCCGUCGUUGAGUUCGGCAUCUAUAUGUGCCACUCCAGAAGCUGCCGAUACUUCUAGUUUUAUCAACGCGGAAAACAUUGCAUACUGGGCAGCAAUCACAUUUGACACAUCCGCAUCUCUCACCCUCAAUUGCAGACCACUUCUCUCAUCAGGGCUCUUUGGCUUUGAGUCCGAAUUUACGUGGAAAUUGGUUCGGACUUGCUUGAAUGUGUUUAAUGAAUCUUCAAAGAGUUGGCGCCUAGGCAGUGCUGAGAUGACAGAUGAAAGAGCCAACGAGAUUAUCGCAGCUGCCGCCUGCUGGAAGCUGUUGACUUGGAAGCUGGCUGCCAAUCUCAAAGAAGCUCUUCGGGAUGGCCACGAUGAGCAUGAGGUUCGAAAGGCCCUUUCCUAUGUUAGCAGUUCCAUUAAGGAGUUUGAUACUACAUUCCGUCCUUUUCUUGAUGAAUGCUACAAGCGUAUGCAGUUCCUUGGUCAGCAAACAAAGCUUCGUUGGUUCUCUUUGAUGCUUCAUUAUUCUUUGAGCAUCCUGAUGGUGCUGGAUACGAUAGAAGUCGUAGAUCGGUACGACUUGCUUGUUGAUCUUAAAGAUGCUAGUGUGGAAGCAGAAAACACUGUCAUAAAUGCACUGGCAUUUGGUCUUCAUAAUACCAUUACGUUGAGACGAGACAUCGAUUCUCCUUUACCAGGUCUACCUAGCGGAGGCGGAACAACUCGUAGUAUGACAUUUACUGCUCCCCUUAUCGCCAUCGAUCCUUAUCCACAUCAUGUGGUGGCGUGUGUGCAACUCAUGCGCAAAGCCAUCGACCGAGACUAUAGGGAUAAAAAAAUCACACAGGAAUCAUAUGACAGCUUAAGCUCAACUUUAGAAUCAGCGUUGAAGCAUCUUCCCCAGAGCUCAAAGUCAGUCCAAGCAUCUCGAUAG